UAACUAACUUCCAGGCUAUGAGGCGUCCGUGCAAAGAAACAUUGACGGAGGAAGACAGUCAGGAAAUCGGUGAAGCAUCAACAGCAUCCAUUACAUCAUCAGUCAAAUCCGUGGGCCAAAAUUUGAACCGUUUGUAUAAGACAAUUCCCAAUUCAGCCAGAAAUGAACGAGGCAAAAAAUUACGUUUGGAAAAGGCUUCUGCAAAGCGUGAACGACAAAAGAUGCGUUUGAAAUUACGCGAAAAACUUGGUGAAAAAGCACUGCCGAAGGAACAGCCGCGAACGAUUGAAAGUACUCGUGAACAUGAUGUUACUAUGAUAGAAGAUGACGAUCAAGAGGUUCAGCACGAUGAAGCAAAUGAUGAGAUGAACGCGUAUUUUAGCAACGGAAUAUUACCGAAGAUUCUAAUAACAACCUCGCCUUAUGCUAAAGUGAAUACAUUCAAAUUCUGCUACGAAUUGCAAAAAUGCAUUCCGAAUUCUGAUAUAUUUACUCGUAAAGGAAUUCCUUUGAAAAGAGUGGUAAAGCAAGCAAAAUCCAAGGAAUAUACGGAUUUGAUUGUAGUGCACGAAGAUCGGAAGAUACCAAACGGUAUUGUUCUCUGUCAUUUACCAGAUGGUCCAACUGCAUUUUUCAAAAUUAAUAGUUUAACCUUUACGAAGAAUCUUAAGAAAAAAGGCGAAUCCACCAUACAUUAUCCAGAAUUGGUAUUAAACAAUUUCAACACUCGACUUGGGCAUACGAUUGCGCGAAUGUUCGCAUGUCUCUUUCCACAAAAAGCCAUGUAUACUGGGCGACGAGUGGUUACUUUUCACAACCAGCGCGACUACAUAUUUUUUAGACAUCACAGGUACGAAUUCAAAAAAGAAGGUGAAAAGGCGGCAUUACUCGAACUCGGACCUCGUUUCACAUUACGGCUAAAAUGGCUGCAAAAGGGAACAUUUGAUACUCGAUAUGGUGAAUAUGAGUGGGUCUUAAAGAGGCAUGAAAUGGAAUCCAGUCGAAGGCGAUUCUUCUUGUGAUAGAUUUGGUAAUUCUUCAAUUUAGCUGCUGUUAUGUUUUCAAAUAAAUAAAUUUGUGAACGAAAUGAUUCCUGCUUUUUAUUCAUAUAUAUUUUUUUUUCGGAAGUCAGUAUGCACUGUAUUAUGUACUG
Messenger RNA from Loa loa (African eye worm), 1153 nucleotides. RefSeq names its product brix domain-containing protein. The record is from RefSeq and is a predicted model, not a curated record. The coding region runs from base 18 to 1022 and encodes 334 amino acids. Gene Ontology annotation, biological process: maturation of 5.8S rRNA; maturation of LSU-rRNA. The transcript is spliced from 8 exons. NCBI's taxonomy places the organism in Eukaryota, Metazoa, Nematoda, Chromadorea, Rhabditida, Onchocercidae. Gene Ontology annotation, molecular function: rRNA primary transcript binding. Gene Ontology annotation, cellular component: nucleolus; preribosome, large subunit precursor.